Antrostomus carolinensis (chuck-will's-widow) is the source of this 471-nucleotide messenger RNA. RefSeq names its product nudix hydrolase 1 (gene NUDT1). Bases 1 to 471 code for a protein of 156 amino acids. The transcript is spliced from 3 exons. Lineage: Eukaryota; Metazoa; Chordata; Aves; Caprimulgiformes; Caprimulgidae. Gene Ontology annotation, molecular function: 8-oxo-7,8-dihydroguanosine triphosphate pyrophosphatase activity. Gene Ontology annotation, biological process: DNA protection. The record is from RefSeq and is a predicted model, not a curated record. Gene Ontology annotation, cellular component: cytoplasm.
AUGUGCACAUCCAGGCUCUUCACCCUGGUCCUGGUGGUGCAGCCGCCCCGCGUCCUCCUGGGCAUGAAGAAACGCGGGUUUGGAGCCGGGCUGUGGAACGGCUUCGGGGGGAAGGUGCAGCCGGGGGAGAGCAUCGAGGAGGCCGCUCGCAGGGAGCUCCUGGAGGAGAGUGGACUGACUGUGGACACCUUGCAGAAGAUGGGUCAGAUCACAUUUGAAUUUGUGGGCAACUCUGAACUCAUGGAAGUUCACAUUUUCCGGGCAGACCAUUUUCAUGGAGAGCCAACAGAGAGUGAGGAAAUGUGUCCACAGUGGUUUCAGCUGGAUGAGAUGCCUUUCAAUCACAUGUGGGCAGAUGAUAUUUAUUGGUUUCCCCUCCUGCUUCAGAGAAAGCUGUUUCGUGGCUAUUUUAAGUUCCAGGGACAAAACACUAUCCUGGAGCACACCCUGAAAGAAGUAGAGGAAGUUUAA